GAUUGAUGAUGCAUAAUGUCUCUGUGCAGCCUUUCUUUCUUCUGCUGCUUACUGUCUGUGACUUGAGGCCAAACUACUGCUGCCUUGCUGGAGGGUUAAAGGAGGACAGAAGUGGGGGUCGAGACCAAGAUUUGAACCUAUAGUACUACAAGCUGUGUCCUUUCGUGGUGCUUGUACUGAGCCUCCGUUCCAGAGUCAGCCAGUUCAACAUUGGGUCAAUGAAGAUGCCUACUGUGAAGUAUCAGAGCGGGGACAUGGUAAUGGGCCGCUGGCCUGGCAGCAACCUGUAUUAUGAGGUCAAGGUGCUGGGCUUUGAUUCCAAGAGUAGCCUUUACACCGUCAUCUACAAGGAUGGUACCGAGCUGGAGCUCAGGGAGCAAGACAUCAAGAGUGCUUUAGGUUUCCAGACCCGCCCACGCUCUCGUUCCCGAUCUCGAUCUCCAGGCCGUCGUCGCAGCCGGUCACGCUCCCCAGGAAGGACCACGAGGCGCUCAUCCUCCCGCACGGCGGCAGCCGUCGCUGCUGCAGCUAUAACUGAUGGCGCACCGUCCUCCCGCAGGGAUACAAGGCUGAAGGACUCACUAGAAGUCAGGCUGAGUCCCCUGCAACAGACAAAGGCAGCCGAGAACAAUAGCAACAAUCAGCAUGAAAAGAAAGAGGAGAAACAAAAAGAGGAGAAUAACACUGCUAACACAGUGAUUGAGAAAUCUGAGGCGACAGUAGAAGCAGAGCCUGAUAGGAACCAAGGCCGUUACAAUCUGCGCCGCAGGAAGGACGAUGGAGAGGGCAAACCAGUUGAGGCCAAACCAGAGCAGCUCGAGGAGAAGGAUGCCAAGCUGGCUCCUGCUGCAUCCCCCGCCACCCCUCUGGACUUUGGAGGCAAGAUGGGAGCAUACUUUUGGCUGCUCUUCCUGCCGGCCUGGGUUCUCUUCCUGGUACUCCAAGUCCACCAGGAAGACCCCAGUCUGACCAACUUCCCUCCCCUUCUGCCCCCUCUUGAAGCCUUCUGGGAUGCUCAGGCUUUUGGCUUUGUGAUCCUCUGGAUCUUAUUCCAGGCCCUUCUCUACAUACUGCCUGUCGGAAAGCUGAGCGAGGGCAUGCCCCUUCGGUCUGGGGAGAGGCUGAAGUACAGAACCAAUGGUUUCUUCGCCAUCACGGUGAGCGCUCUAGCUGUAGCAGCAGCGGUGCACCAGGGCAUCGACCUCACCUACAUCCACAGCCACUUCCUGCAGCUGGCCGCGGCCUCCCUCCUCAUCUCCGUCCUGCUUAGCGUCUACCUGUACGUCCGCUCUCGGUACGCUGCCACGGAGCAGCUGGCACUGGGGGGAAGCUCUGGCAAUGUGGUUUACGACUUUUUCAAAGGACAUGAGCUCAAUCCGCGCAUUAAAAAAUUUGAUCUGAAGUUCUUCUGCGAGAUGCGCCCUGGCCUGAUUGGAUGGUGUUUGAUCAACUUUGCGAUGGCGCUGGCUGAGAUGAAGGUGCAGGUUCUGGAUGCUCCAUCUUACUCCAUGAUCCUUGUGAACCUCUUCCAGCUGCUCUACGUGGUGGACGGCCUCUGGAAUGAGGAAGCCAUACUAACCACCAUGGACUUGAUGCACGAUGGUUUUGGCUUCAUGCUGGCUUUUGGUGAUCUGGUGUGGGUUCCCUUCACUUACACCCUGCAGGCCUAUUACCUGGUCCACCAUCCCAACCCCCUGAGCCUCCCUGCCGUCGCAUCCAUAAUCACACUCAAACUCGUUGGCUUCUACAUCUUCAGGAAGUCCAACUCUGAGAAGAACGCCUUCAGGAGGAACCCAUCAGACCCCAAACUGUCUCAUCUGAAGACUAUCCCCACAGCUACAGGAAAGAGUCUGCUGGUGUCUGGCUGGUGGGGCGUGGUCCGCCACCCUAACUACCUGGGAGACCUCCUGAUGGCUCUGGCCUGGUCCCUACCCUGUGGCUUCAGCCACCUCCUGCCGUGGUACUACAUGAUCUACUUCAUCAUCCUGCUCGUGCACCGAGACGCCCGUGACAUGAGCGAGUGCAGGAGGAAGUACGGCUCUGCGUGGGACGAGUACUGCAGAACAGUUCGCUACCGUAUCAUUCCACGCGUCUACUGAGGAACCUGGAGCUGGACACUCCUGAGCUGAGGCCUUAUUUUUACCUAAUAUUAUGGCUGUCAAGGCUCACCAAAAAAAACUUUAAUUUGAAUGGAUGAUAGACUAAUUAGAAUUCUUUUAAUCUGUUUUUUAAAUCCAAGAAUUUUUAAAAAUCUUGAUUCUGGACUGAAGGAGCUACAGUAUUUUGAAUUUUUUUGAUGCAAGAAACCCAGUGGUAUCAUGGACUAUUUGAAGAAUUGCCUUUUUUUAAAA
Anoplopoma fimbria (sablefish) is the source of this 2351-nucleotide messenger RNA. It is a transcript of the gene lbr, whose product is annotated as lamin B receptor. Bases 219 to 2099 code for a protein of 626 amino acids. The record is from RefSeq and is a predicted model, not a curated record. Gene Ontology annotation, biological process: sterol biosynthetic process. Gene Ontology annotation, cellular component: nuclear inner membrane. Gene Ontology annotation, molecular function: oxidoreductase activity, acting on the CH-CH group of donors, NAD or NADP as acceptor. NCBI's taxonomy places the organism in Eukaryota, Metazoa, Chordata, Actinopteri, Perciformes, Anoplopomatidae. The transcript is spliced from 14 exons.